Messenger RNA from Pelobates cultripes (western spadefoot toad), 40867 nucleotides. The record is from the annotation of a GenBank genome assembly. NCBI's taxonomy places the organism in Eukaryota, Metazoa, Chordata, Amphibia, Anura, Pelobatidae.
CCCUUUAGAGUGCAAGCUCUCUGUGAUAGUUUGUCAUCUGUCACCAGCUAAUCCCACCCACUGUGUUACCAGGUGAGUAGUAAUGAUGACACCAGAGCUAGCUAGACAGACAGACAGACAGAGGCCCGGAUAUCACCCUAUACCACGUACUAUAUAUAUAUAUAGCUAUAUAUCAUGUACUCCCACACACAUCACCUUCAGUAUGUUCCAUUCUAGAUCAGGGUGUCUCGGACUCAGCCACAGGAACCCGAGGGCAACAGCAAAGGGGCGCCAAAAAAAUCGGGUGUGUGACGUAAUAUCCGGGGGUAACCCCCCUAGUGACAGAAUCCAGUAUUUUGUCUUUUUUUUUUUUUUAGGGUAAUCUUAAAAUGGCGGCCGACAUGUAAGGAGCUGUAUGGUCCGGGUGUCCGCUCGGGCCCUGUGCGGAGCGGGCGGCCUGUUGGCGGGCGGAGGAGCGGGCGGGCCUGCGCUGCGAGGGCCGGGCGGGCGGGCCGUGCCGGGUGUUGUGGGCGAUCGGCGGGUGUGUUUACAGUCCCAGGCCGCAGUGUGGGUCCGGCCGUCGCGCCGUGUUGGAGUUUCCUUUCGAGUAAUGUCCCCCCCACCCCCGGAUAGGGACACCCCCUCCCUCCCACGGAACACCUUUUCCGGGUGUGACUGGGUCACCGCCACCCGUUUCCUCCUCGCACAAAGCCGCCCGCGCGGCCCGGCAGCGCCAAAAAAAAAAUAAAAAAAAAAAUUCCUCAAUAUCGUAUUGGUUGUAAGGCCCCCCGAGGUACAGUGGAAGUUGUAGUUCUCCUCGUCUUGUUAGGAUUAGCAUUACCAAUAAAGUUAGAUGAAGAUGCAGAAAAAAAAAAAAAGGUAUGAAAUGAACUGUGUGAAUCUUGGAAGAGUGACACCUAAUGGCUGGCGGAGUUCACUACACUCGCCAAUAACAGGCUGUUUACCUGAAUACAGGGUUAUUCUCUAAAGUUCAUACCACCCAAGUGUCCAUAUCUAAAAGGGACAGUCCCGAUUGUGGUCAGAAACCCCUCUGUUUUUCUUUAACAAGCUUAAUUCCCCAUUUUCUAGGAGCUUCAUAUGGUUGGUGUGUCUGAUGUGUAUAAUACUCACAGUAACGUAUCUUUAAACUACAAUAAAUUUGUUUAGAAAUCCGUCUGUGUUGAUCAGAUACAGUUUUCUUGUUCUAAAUUACAUUUUAGUUCCAUAAAUUAUGGCAUACUACAAGCUUGGCCCCCUAAAAUUAAAAUCUCCCUAUUUUUCAUUUUGAAAUGUUUAGUGGUAUGGAAUGGUUUAAAAUAAAUACAUACAUACAUUUUUGAAAUUGAAGCACCAACUUUUUCCAGUUCAGUUAUUUCCCUCAUUAAAGGACAACUAUCACCACAAAAACUUUUAAAGCAACUACUUUGUCUCUGUAUUUCUCCUUCGCCUGACUUUUAGACUCAAAGCAAAGUCUAUGCGUCAAUCCCGACAGCAGUCAUCACUAACAGCUGCAGGGAAUUUACCACAUGACAGGAGGCUUCAUAUUUUGUGUUAACUUUCUUUACUUACUCCACAGCAGCAAAGAACAUAUAAUAAAAAUCACUCAGAUAAGUACAAGGUCUAAUAAGCACCUCCUACUGAGGUAUUUCCUCUUUCUUUGCUGCUCAUCACAAGUCUGGUGGGAUACAGCAUUCGGCACAGUGUUCGCUUUAAUAUGCCAGAUUUGCGCGUUCACGUUUUUUAUUCGCACAUCGAACACUUUUCUAAUGCUUCCGCGUGGUUAAUGUUUGACUCAGCCCUUCAUCUUUCUGAGGUAGAUGAAAGGAGUACCAUUAAAUUGGGCAAUAGUAACAACCCCUGGAUGUUGGGCAAACGUAACAUCCCCCAAUAGGUACUUGGAAACCAGAGUAAUCUGAAUGUACCUUUGCCCUUUCCUGGUUAAAUACGUUAUUAUUACUUCUGCAUUCACAGUCUUGCUUGUUCAGCGAUUUGCUGAAACCGUUCGCCCAUUUCUUAGGCGUUCUGUUUUUUUCUUGUUUCUUAUGGCUUUGCCAUUCAAUAGUUUGCUGUACCGUUCGCGAGUAUCUCGAGCGUAGGGUUCUUUUUGUUCCCGCACUUUUAUUUUGUGAGCGUUUUUUUGGCGUAAGGUCCCAGGCGGCCAUUUUGUUCAGCGUUUUUCUCUGCUACUUGCUAGACACUGGUUUCAACUCUCUCCUGCAGUUUCAGGGAUUCCAGGUUAUUAUUUAAUUUUCACUGCAUUAUUUCUGCCUCACAAUCUACCAACGACCUACUGGGACCUUGUUAAGGUUGGGGUGUGGGAUGGCCAGUCAGGUUUUAAUGCCCAUUAGUCCAGCCUGGGGUGAGCCCCCAUAAUUUAGUGCUGCCGAACGGCAAUUGUCUACGCAACCUCUGAUUUUUUUUUCUGGGUGAACCCCAGUGUGUCACUUACUCCGCAUCUCUAUAAUUGUUGCUUGGAAAGUACCCUAGUGUGUCCCCAGUACCGGUCCCUGAGCCUCUUUUGCCUCAUUGAUGUGCUGAUCUGCUUUUCUAGUUCUGUUAUAUAUUUGGGUGAACCCUAUAUUUUUGCCAUACCAAUUGAGCGUGAAAUGGAAGAUUCACAGCUUCCCACUGACUUACAAGCCCUUAUUAACGCGACUGUGGCACCCUCAGUUGAGAAGGCCUUGGCCAAGGCUCUACUCAUGGGCCCAGGAAAAUACCAAACAAACAACCAAAACACCAGGAGGUGUCAGAGGAAUCAUAUUCCUCCUCCUGGGAACAAUCAUGCCUGGCUAAGCGACACUGGAAAGGCGAGGGAUCUAAGGCGGGCCCUUUCAAGAGCAAGGCCCCUCUUAAACAUGGGAAACGUUCACACGUCAUUUUAUAGCUACAUAAUUUUUUUUGUCACUUGCACAUGCAAGCCCAUGCCUAGCUGUCUCUAAGGAAGAUAUUCCCCUAUCCAUCUUAGAAUCAGGAAGUUCCCAAACAGCCUGCAGGCCUCUCACAGGCUGUGUUCCUGCAUGCAACAAACAAUGUACCCUGACAGGACCCCUUAUCUCGAGAACCGUUCACAGGGCGAGAAGGAAAACACGUAUGGAAGGACCAAAGAAGACAGGGAGCAUGGAUGUUAGCAGAAUCCACCCAGGACCUUUCAUCUGGACCAUAUCCCUUCCAAUCAUCCAGAUAUUGAAGAUGACCCCGGAACAUGAGAGAAUCAAGACCAGACUGAAUUUUAUAUUCCUUGACACUCAACGUAAAGAAAGGAUGGAGGUACAACAUGAUUAGUGAACCUUUUUCAUGUCAAGGACUUUAUCAAGGAGACUUUGAAUAUUCAAAGCAGGGGCAGUUCAAUAUGUUCAUCAAUUAAUGGCAUUCUCUGUGAAGGAAAUGUGGAGAGAAGAACAAUAGUUUGAAAACCAUAAUUAAGAAAGAAAGGACCGUAUUAAGUAGAUUCACAAACCACAUUCUUAUUUGCAAAUUCAGCCCAGGGAAUCAAGCUACCUCAAUUGGCCUGACGUGCAGAAAUUAAACCUUUUAAAUAUUGUUCCAGCUUUUCAUUUUCUGCUGGGCCAUUAGGUUGCGGGUGAUAAGUUGAUGGAAACAGAGUACAGAAGGCCCUCCAGAAUCAGGAAACAAAUUGGGUACCUCUGUCCAAUAUUAUUGGAAUAGGUAUGUCAAGUAAACCAAAGACAUCUUUAGGGAAUAUUUCAGCGAAUUCAGGUUAAGUGGGUAGCUUUGCCAGAGAAAAAAAAAAAGUGGGCCAUUUUUGAAAACCCAUCCAUUAUUGACAAUAUAACAGGUUUUUUUUUUGUCUGAUAUGUGUACACCAACAAUAAAAUAUGUGUGACUAUUACCCAAUUUAAUGGUACUCAGUUUAUCUACCUCGGAAGGAUGAAGGGCUGAGUCAACCCUGCGACCCAAGGAUUGAACAGAUUCUACUGAUGAUGCAUUAGCCUACUGAGCUAUCUCACCGGCUGUAAUAACAAGUAUGUUUGUUUAACUCUUAGGUGUUCAGGUGGCACAAACUUUACCUCCAGGAGCUAAUUCUGGUGUUUGACCUGGUUUUGCUAGGAUAUCAGUAAUAAGUGUAGACUGUAUUUUAGUACUGACAUUGGCUACUAUGCCUUAUUAUUAUUAUCGCCAUUUAUAUACCGCCAACAGAUUCCGUAGCUCUUUACAAUAUUAUGAGAGGGGGGAUUUAACUAUACAUAGGACAACUACAAGAAAACUUACAGGAAUCGGUUGAAGAUGACCCUGCUCAAACGAGCUUACAGUCUAUAGGAGGUGGGGUAUAAAACACAUUAUGACAGGAAAUAUCAAUCAAAUAAGGUGAGAGUGAAGCAGAGCUGAAGGAGAGAGUAGAGUGCUGCCCUUUAGGAGAGAGCAAGAGACAGGUAUGUAAGGUAGAGGUUACUCUGGGAGGGCAUAAGCUUUCCCAAAGAGAUGGGUUUUAAGGCACUUCUUAAAGGAUUGAAGACUAGGGGAGAGUCUGAUGUGGGUAGGCAGGCUAUUCCAUAGGAAGGCAGUCACCAGCGAAAAGUCCUGCAUGGGUGCAAGCAGUGGACAGGAAAAGGUCACGGGCAGAGCAGAGAGACCAAGAAGGGGCAUACCUAUGGAUCUGUGAAGAGAUAUAAGAGGGGCUAGAAUUGUUUUGUGCUUUAUAUGUAUGGGUUAGCACUUUGAAUUGACUCCUAUAGGAUACAGAAGGCCAAUGUAAGGACUGACAGAGGGGUGAGGUGUAAGAGAACCGACUAGAGAGGAAAAUCAGUCUGGCGGCCCCAUUCAUUAAAGACUGUAGCGGGGCAAUACAGCUUUUGGGAAGACCAAUCAGGAGAGGGUUACAAUAAUCCAUGCGGGAAAUUACUAGAGCAUGGAAAAGCUCCUUGGUAUCAUCUUUUGUAAGAAAGGGGCGGAUGUGGGCAAUGUUUUUGGUCCUCUGUAUUAUAUUUAUUUUGUGUUCCACCACCCUUCUCUCUAUACUUCCCCACGGGUGCGUAUUUUCGUGAGGUACACUAUUUGUAGGGUGGUUGCACUGUUUUGUUUUGUGUUUAUAUAUAGUACAUACCUUUUUGAUCCAGGAUGUAAGAAUUGUUCUGGACUUUGGGACAGUACAGCUCCUACUCCGGUCUCAGCAGCAUCUACCUCUAGUAGGAAAGGAAGAUUUGGAUCAGGGUCUCAAAUGCAUCCAAAACAUCAGGUGUCCAAUUUGUGAUUGGUCGAAGAGACAUUUCUCCAGCUUACAGUACAAUGAGUCUGUGAUGUAUGUCUGGCAGGGAAUUUCUACAUAAGUGUCAUAACACGUCAUUAAUCAAGUCUUGGAAGAAAGCUGGGGCGUUACAUAGCCAAAAGGGCAUCACCAUAUAUUCAUAAUUCCCAUAUCUGGUGUGGAAAGCAGUCUUCCAUUUGUCUCUUUUUCAAAUUCUGACCAGAUUUUUUUGCAUGCCCCUCAGAAAUCCAGUUUUGUGAAUACUGUGAAACCUUUCAAAUAACUCUGUUCCUAAAGGAAUAUAAUAAGCAUUCCGCACAGAAGUUCUAUUUAAUCCUUUAAUAGGUCUGAGAUGACUUUUUUGGACAAAGAAAAAGCCUGCCCCUGCAGGUGAUAAGGACCUUCUAAUACGUUUUUUUCCCCCUCAAAUUUUCCUUAAUAUAUUCCUCUAAGACUAGAUUCUCUUUGGCUGAAAGAGGAUACAAAGUACCCCUAGAUGACAUAGUACUAGUUAAUAGGUCUGCAGUGCAAUCAUAGGGACGGUGUAGACUCUUCCCUUGUCAAAUACUUAUUUGAUAUCAAAAUGUAACACAGGAACUUCUGUUGACAAGGGUGCAUGGUAAGAAUAUUUAUAAGAAGAAUAGGUUUCACAUUGGUAAUACACAUCUGAAGACAAUGCAAGAUGCAAUGUCUCCUUUUCCCCCCCAAUCUAUCAAGGGAUCAUAGACACACCCAAGGCCUGUAUCCAGGGGAAUUUAAGUGCAAGAAUUUUCCGGCCUACUGGGACAAGUUAAGCGGAGAUUCCUCUUCUCUCCCCCCCCCCGCCACAUUUCAAACACAACCCUUCUUUUCUUCUGUAUGGUUUUCAGUCUUAGUUCCAUCAGUUUAGGAACGGUCAAGGCCAUAGAGUCAGCAGGGUUCAACAAUGCAGCCAAUCUAAUAGAAGUCCUUCUUGGUCUCUCUCUAGUAUUUUACCUAUGAUGUUAGUUUAUAUACUGAAUGUAAUGAACCUCAUGUACCCAGAGUGGUAGAUUCGUCUGGACUCUCCUGAAUUCCCGCAAGGUUCGUGUAAUUAAAACCGCUCAAUCGCAUAACCAAACAUCAGUUGAGACUAGAUGAAGGGUAUAAAAGAUGAAGGGUACACGCAGACCACCAGCAUGGGGUCUCCAGCAAAACACAGGUAAGACCGCCCAGGCAUCUGUGUCUGGGAGAUAAGGGAGUUUGUUUUGCUUAAACUAAUCAUUUCCCCAGGCACUAGAGGUACAGUGCAUAAUUCACCAGACACCCCCAAACAUGUACAAUAUUAAUAGGAAACCCCAGAUCGGAGCGCCCAAGUUGUCCAAAUAGUGUUCAGAUUCCUGUAGCGUAACCGAUCAUCACCGGAGUAAUGUUUUGACCGACCACACGUGGCUGCUGCCCAAAAUAGUUCCAUAAGAAAAGGGGGUAGUGGCUGGUCAAUCUUCGGGAGUGAAAGGAUAAAUGCUGUUCUGGACUCAACUCCCCUCGAUUCUCGAUCCCCCGUCACCACAUCAAUUGAUGGGAGAUCUUGUUUGGCAAAUAAGACACACAGACACGAAAGAGUGCUCAACAAGUUCUCAAUGAGUAUAUUUUCAGGGCUAGCAUUUAUACACAGUUUGUCAUGCAAGCAGUGAGAUCUAUAGUGUCCUUGUAGUUAAUAGUACAUACUUGUCGGACAUGAAAAAGAUAAGCAUUUGGAUAAAGACGAGACAGGAACAUCCUAAGGUCAAGGAAGGUCAUACAUCCUGUAGACGAAAGACCUUGGUACAAAAUACAUUUGCCAAAGUCAGCAUAAUUAUUUCAAACAUUAUUUUAAAGCAAGAAAGAGUUUAACUAUUUCAUAUCCUUACAGUCAGUACUAAUGAUUAUAAACCUUAUCUAAGCAUAAAAUACAUAUGAACAAGGAAAGUUAACUAUUUCAGCUUUCAUCCCCCCUCUUUGAGCAAUACACUUGCUCAUAUCAUUGAUAAGAUCUUCCCAGGACAGAGACACUUCCACAUUAUGGCAUUCCCAAGCAAUCAUGUGGUCUACAAGAAAGAGAAACUAAGCAGGAAAAAAGACACUUAAUACUUUUACAGACAGAUAUAUAGAAAAUUUAUGUUUAAGACAAAAUGGAACUUGGGCUUAUAGCAAAUAUAUUAUUGCAAGUAGCUGACAUGUUAACCAAUUUUAAACAGACUAACCAGCCUGUCAUCUGUAUCGUAAGCCCUGGGUAAAUAUGGGCAAAGUGUAUUAUUCCCAACAGUUAUUUUCCUCUUUUGUCCACGGAAGUGGGCGCAUAUAGUCAAAGUGGGAAUAAUACCUAUCCCCCGUUCAAGGACCGGGGUCUAGGAUUACCAGUCCACCCGAUGAUCUGGGGCCAGGCAAAAAACCCAGUGGCAAAAACUCAUAUUUGAGGAAAAAGCACAUCUGGGGAAAACCUGAGUGGGGGCCGCGAUCGUGUUAGACAUGUCAUCCCCUCACAGUUGACACCACUUGUGACUUAUAAUACCCGCACCUGUGAGUACAUAGCUCGGGUAUCGGGAGGAAUUGGGAAACACUUCUUACAUAUUAAUUCAUGAGAUAAAUUAUAAUCUAGCUUGAAAUUCUGACAAUAAUAACCAGGACCUUGCGUCCUAUAUCUUUUAACCAUUUCCCUAUUCCAAAGGUCCAGUCAAAACCAGUCAUAUCCUCACGCAGUUCCUUAAAACAUGGGAAUCCAUCCUUGGCACACUCAACAUAAAUCAAAAGAGACACAUAGUACAUCCAUCCCUGGGUCAGCUAACACUUCCUCUCUCUCUCCGGCUAACUCUACAAAAGUAAAAAUAAAAAUAAAAAUAGUUCAAUAGUUCAGCAUAGUUCAGAAAAAUAGAAUAAGUCUUUCACAGAGUAUAAAUAAAUCAGUUUAGACACCAGACAUUUUGUUCCAUAAAAUGGCUAAGGGUAGCAAUAUGGCUGACAACAAGACAAUGUCAGCUUCCAAAUAGUUCUUCUUUUGUUUGCUGGAUUUUCACCACAAUGCUCUGUGCAACACCCCAAUGGUUGAAAGGGUUAUUACAGAACCAGCGGUAUUAGACAGCACUGCACCUUCAGGACUUUCCAGGUUCUUGCGUGCAAAGUUUAUGUCCUCAUAAGUAUCUCAGUUUCUUUGGCCUGCAUGGAUAAUGACCAAACAGAUGUAAUUGCAAAAUACUUAUUGCAUGGUCAGCCGGAGAGAUUGAUGUGUAGUCCCAGAAAUCAGGUGGCACAAACACUCCAGGACGGUCUCUACAAUCAUACAAACACAAGGAUCAAUACAACAUCAUUAAUUAAUUACCUAGGCUAAACUUAAAUUAGAGACUAAAGUUAAACUCUUAACUAGUGUAACAUGUACUUCUCUCAGUUUUGCUUAUAAUUCAUUGAAUUUGUCCUUUAUAAAAUUUGAAUACAUAAUUUCCCUUUAAAAUGCCUUGUAUGGAUGAGAGAAGCACUCACUCUAUAGAAAUGUUUGUUAGGAUGAAUAUUAAAACACUAACAUUUGCAUAUACAUUCCCAAUAAAAUUUUGUUCCUAAACUUGAACCUUGAUUUGAUAAUCUCAAUUAAUUACUUAAAUAAAAUUGGAAUGCUGAAGUCUGUCAGUUUUGUGGACCCUGAUAACCUCUUUGGAAACCAGUGGCCUCUGAUAAGGAAGGGACAGCAAACUGUAGACAUAUGUUAUAUUAAGUUGCCCUCACUUGUCAGGUCUUGGAAACACACUUAUUUUAUUGCAGAUGCCUCUAGGAUACCACGUUACAUAUUGAUUAAGCAUACUUAUUAUCCUAUUUUAGUUAUUUCACAUUGCGCAGCCUAUGCAAACAAUGUCUAGGUCCCAACUUCAGCUUGUACAUCCUCUAAGAGCCAGUAUUAAUACUGUUUUAUCUAUCAAAACUAUAUAUAAAGUAUUAAAAACAUGAACCAUCUGUGUAUUAGGCUGAGGUUGUUGGGUGUGGGUAUAGCUUGAAAGUUAUGGUUGGUAUUGAGGAACCUGCCAGAGUGGGAGUCCUUAGCACCGGGUUCUCCUUUGUCUCCUUGAGCACCAGGUUCACCAUUGUUACCCUUAGGUCCAGGGGAACCUUUGGGGCCCUGAGGUCCAGGAGCACCAGGGAAGCCAGGGACACCAUCAAUACCAGUGGGGCCAGCUUGACCAGGAGAACCGGGUUCACCUCAAGCACCUUAGGGUGAAUCCCUGCUAUCCACAAUUAAAACAGUGCUGAAGUUACCACCUCUACAAAAGUUAGAAACUUUGACCAAAUCCUCUACCUUUGCCUUUAAAACUUUUCUGAUUCAAUCUCCUAUCACCUCCCAAAUUUCUUUGUCUCGCCUGCUUAGGAUCACAAUCCUUGUGACUGCUACAACAUACCUUUUCCUUCUUUCUUUCUAUCAAAACAACCUGCUGUAUCUUUCUCAUGAAUCUUCCCAAGAAAUUCAUUUGGGGGCAAAAAGGGCCAGUCACAGACCAGCAAGGAACAAAAGUGAACAAGGAGGAAGCAUAUUCUAUAUGCAGGUCGGGAUUACCGAACUCACACCCCCUCUUUGUGUACCACACAGAUAUAAUAUUAAUAAGCUUUUAAACGUUUAAUGGAUAGUUAAAUUGUGUAUAAAAAGCAAGGUUGUCUAGGGGUAUAUACAUCGACAAUGAAAGCAUAGCCUUCAUUUAGGGCUUGAAAUACUGACAGUCUGUGUCAUGAGCAUAAUGCAGACAUGCGGUUAGGUACUUUUCCAUUGUUAUAAUAUAUUGAAAACACUAAGACUUUGCAAAAAAUUUUAAAACACAUAUUGCUUCCUGUACCUGAGGCCGUGCAAGGAUGUAGUUAGGAUAUAUUUCAAAUUGAGUAUCAAAAGUUUAACCACAAAACUAUAUGUUAUACACUUCUUAAGAAAACAAGUUUAACCCGUUAGUGCGUACAUUGGAUAGCCUCUUUGCAUAAUUUGGCUCCUAGUGAGAUUAUUAUAUUUAUCCUCUUCUGGAUCUGCAAAAUGCUUUCACUUUACCGAUACAAAUAUAAUACAGUAGUUUAGGAGAUUAAGAUUAACUCACUUAUAAAUUUCCGAAAUUGUCUAAUCUCCAAUAAAAAUACCAUGUUAUUAUUACCCCAUAAUCAAUGAGGCAUUCUAGAUGAAUCUUACUUUGACACAAACAAUGCAAUAUACUUUAAAAGUAGAGUUAACUCUGAGCUGGACAAUACUCCCCUAUUAGAACUCCUUUAUGAGGGAGAGACAUCUUGUCCAUUCAAUCCUUUUUAUCAGUAAAAGAAUGACUUUCAGGAUUAAUCAAUUUGCAAAUGGAAAUGAAGAGCCACGAUUUGAACAGCAGAAGUUUGCGGGGCCCCUUUCACGUGGGAUGUAACAAGCGCUUUUCUUGCUCCAGGAGCGAUAGCAUACAAUUGUUUCAUUCUAGCCGGCUGGACAGCAUUUCACCUUUUGUAAAAACACUAAAUUACUCUGCUAGUUAAACUCCUACACAAUGGACAAUAAAAUACAUGAAACACAUAACACACCAAUUCAUUUCAAACCAUAUAACUCAUACUCAGCAUCCAAUGUAAUAUUACAUGUCAUCUCACAAAACAGACGUAGUAGAUACACGUAUCGGGUACCCAGCAGAUAUGCCAAUACAGAAAACACAUUCAUGGGCACGCAACUACACACUCUGUGUCCCUCCUAGGAAACACGGGUAGACACAAUAUGAAAGCAGUCUUAAACUAACACCUCCAAAUCUCCAUUCCCAUAUAGCUAUACCAGACCACAACACAGAGCCUCUCUGAGCUCAUAGAACUACUCCAACUCAAACUACUCUUGGCCAAACCGCUAGUAUUCAACAGCUAAUAAAACAGUUAUUUGCUAGGUUAUUUGGCUGGCAUUUGUAUCAGUAUCACUAGACUGAAACAAACUGAUUCAAAUAUAAUUUAAAACAACACAGCAACAUAUAAAUUAAACCACUCUCCAGUUAAGCUGCACACUUCACACAUUAUCACAAUCACCAUUUACACAGAAUAAACAAUUAACAGCUGUACUCAGAACAUAUUAUUGUAAGGUAUACCAAUUUUAGUUUGUAUUAGAUUUAUUUUAGGAAUUCUUAUGCAUACAUGUUUUUUUUCUAAUUAACGUCAUUACUUUAAUCUACUACAGUAUUGUAUAUAAAGAAAGGAUCCAUUUAUAUAGCGCGCUCAUAACUCAAAUAUUUGUCUGAAACGUCCAUUAACUAAUCUGAGAUGAUGCUGCAUCAAUUUUAAAUCUUACAGAAAUUUUGCAAACAUCUGGACCAGAUUACACAGACAUGGUUUCACCCGAAUCUUUCAGAACUCUCAGAGACUUAAAAAAAUUUAUACUAUACCAUGUUUUAAAGGCAUGGCAAACCUUAGACCGGUCAGUCUCCAAGAGCCUUUGUAACACAGGUAAAAACCUUUGUCCAUGAGCUCUGAUCCAGGCUAUAUACCACAAUUUAAAAGAACACAUAUAAUGUGAGACAUAGAAGACACAAAACAUAUGCAGUAGCUGAAUCAUUUAAAGCAUCUGUAGCAAUAAAAAGGUUAGCUUUCAGCACAAAAUGAAGCAUGUGUUGGACCGCUGAAAAUGUAAAUGUUGCUCUCUUAUUUACAAACAAAUCAUAUUUACAGUAUGGAUCCUUUGCAACAAACACACAGGGCAGGGAAGAUGUGCUGAUUGGUGUUCUAUACAAUUAAUCCCAUACGGGGAAUUAACUUUCAAAUACUAAUGAAGUGACUUUUUGUCUCAGUUAUAAAAAUACUGAGCUCAUCAUGCAAACAAUGCAACACACUUACACUAUCCCACUCUCAUAAUAAGUGUAGUGGGCUUAUGGUAUUAAAGUAAUAAUCAUAGCAGGCACACAGAUCCCAUGUGAAAUAACUUGCAAUAAAACAGAGUAAUAAACUUAUACUUCUAUGCAACAGAAAGAAUAAAACAAAAGAUUUAAGUAGGUCUAUCAGGUACAACCUGCGAGUCAGUUCUUUUCUAAUAUACAGUACUGGUAUCUUUUAUAUAUAUAUAUAUACAUAUAUACAUAUACACAUAUAUAUACACAUAUACACAUAUAUAUAUACACAUAUAUAUACAUAUUGGUCACUCAGGACCUGAACUUACAUUUCCCAUACUGCUGACUCAGGGCAGACACACUACUAACUUACCAAAGUGUGUCCCCAAUACAGACAAUAACCCACAAAGAACACUUAAGACAAACAAAGGUGACCGGGAGAAAGAGAAGUUUGGGGUAUACUUAUAGAUCUUUAAACUGUGCUCCUCAGAACACCUAUAAUCUUAAUAAACCGGAGACCUCUUAUGGUCUCAAAACCUGUAUCUACCUGAGAUACCCUGUAUCUAUCUUAGAUACUAACCUGGGUUACCAAAACCCUAUAAUAAACCGGAGACCUCUUAUGGUCUCAAAAACCUGUAUCUAUCUUAGAUACUAACCUGGGUUACCAAGAACCCCUAUAUAUAUUUAGACCAAAUGUCUAAUAAGCCAGAGACCUAUUUACAGUCUCAAUAUAACUAAAGUCCUUACACCUUUCCUUUCUACUGGAUACAGACUUACUGAACCAAAGGGGGUCAUAGACAAUUAGCGUCAAUAAGACACAAAAAGGCUACUCACCCAAUGGUUUUGCUGAUCCCACUUCUAGACACCAAGCUGAAAGGAUAAAUGCUGUUCUGGACUCAACUCCCCUCGAUUCUCGAUCCCCCGUCACCACAUCAAUUGAUGGGAGAUCUUGUUUGGCAAAUAAGACACACAGACACGAAAGAGUGCUCAACAAGUUCUCAAUGAGUAUAUUUUCAGGGCUAGCAUUUAUACACAGUUUGUCAUGCAAGCAGUGAGAUCUAUAGUGUCCUUGUAGUUAAUAGUACAUACUUGUCGGACAUGAAAAAGAUAAGCAUUUGGAUAAAGACGAGACAGGAACAUCCUAAGGUCAAGGAAGGUCAUACAUCCUGUAGAUGAAAGACCUUGGUACAAAAUACAUCUGCCAAAGUCAGCAUAAUUAUUUCAAACAUUAUUUUAAAGCAAGAAAGAGUUUAACUAUUUCAUAUCCUUACAGUCAGUACUAAUGAUUAUAAACCUUAUCUAAGCAUAAAAUACAUAUGAACAAGGAAAGUUAACUAUUUCAGCUUUCAGGGAGCUCCUACACAAAUUCACGCGAAGGCUCCCCCUGGCUCGUGGGGAGCAACUGUUCCCCUCGUUUGGGAGUAUCCUUUGCCCGAACAGAGCGCUUCUAGCUUGUCUGUGAGAGAAGCGGCGACGAUACAAGGUUCCCGGGGUUCGUGAGUUCAGGUAUCAGUUCUACGCACUCGACCAAGUACCACUGCCUGCAAUCGGGAGAUAAAAUGGCCGCUAUUCACUGUAGCACGUGCAUUCGGUUAUAAGAAAGGUGGCAACCAAGAGAGAGCACUUGUGGUUCUCUUUGAAGAUAAUGAGCCAGGGGGUCGGGGAAAAUGAAAAUAGUUUCAGGGCAGUUUGUCACACGUGAUACGCAAGAAAUCAAGUACUAUAAGUUCUUUGGUGGCUAUCUUGUCCAAUAUACGAUCAGACAUAAUUCAGAAAAACUUCAAAACGCCUGAUUAUUCCAUUGUACUUCUGCUGAUAGGACCUGAAUUCUAAGGUGUAAUUGACCAAGGUCUAUUACCUUGUUUCAGGUGAAGGAAGGAUCUGGCCGCAUUAGCUUAUCUAUCUGGAGGAUCAAAUUUUCUCCUAAAAGAAAUGCCAGAUAAUUAUAGACUAAAGGUUUAUCAUUUUCCCACAAGGGGUUGGCCCACACCAAUACCUUAUCUAUAACCAGGGUUAUAAUAAACCCUGUUGUGGCUCCAUCAGUGGGAUAGGCCCUAGAUUGUAAUUCAAAGUCGGUACUUAUCUGGUUCAGAAAACCUUGACAAGUAUUAGGCGCUCCACCCCGGCGUAUUAGUGAAGUCCAUAAGAUUCAGCAAAGUCUGCAAAGCAUGAGUACACUGGUCCAUAUGAUGGUCCAUACCCUUAAAACUAGAAGCAUAUUAUGUGCCCUGGGUGUUUGCAUUUGCAGGGUCCAUAAGGCAUUGUUGUAAUUUAAAUUAUAAAUAAAUUAUGAUAUAGCUAUAAAUGUAUACCAAACCUAAGAGUGGCCAGGGCUUAACUCAGGGACAAGCCAGAGUCAGAGAAACCAGGAAUUAGAAAUAGUGAGGAGUCACAGCAGCUGGCAUUUAGAACUCUGGAGAGAAGGAUCAUGAGGAAGUUCUCAAACAGCCUGCAGGCCUCCCGAGGCUGUGUUCCUGCAUGCAACAAACAAGGUACCCAGACCUACCGGUUUUAAAUAAUUUAAUUAUUGGGCCAUGGAUUAACCCUGAAUUCUUGGUUGCUUACUUUCUGCUGCUGCUCUUCGGUUUAUUAAAAUAAACUUGCAACUUAACCAAAAGCCCCUGUUCCCCCCACUUCCCCUUUGAACAGGAGGGAGUUGUGACGAUCUGAAUGUCGUCACUGGUUCUUGAAGGAGCCUGCUGGCCAGCCUCUUACCCUGUGACUAUGGCCCCUGCAAUAGACCUGGCUAAAAUACUUUUAAAGGCUCUGUUCAUAUGAAGUACCGUAUUUUUCGCUCCAUAAGACGCACCUCACCAUAAGACGCACCUAGUUUUUAGAGGAGGAAACCCAGAAAAAAAAAUAUUCUGAACAAACUGUUCCAUAGUUUCUUACCAUGGGACAGUUUGUUCAGAAUAUUUUUUUUUCUCCCCUGUCCCAUAAUGAUCUUUAACCCCCCUUUCCUCUGUCCCAUAGUGAUUGUUAACCCCUCCUACCCUGUCCCAUAAUGUUCUUUAACCCAUCCUCCCCUUGUCCAUUAGUGUUCUGAUCCCAUAGUGUCCCCCCCUCCCAUUGUCCCAUAGUGCACUUUCCCUCCCAUAGUGUCCCCCCCUGCCCUUGUCCCAUAGUGUCUCCCCCUCCCCUUGUCCCAUAGUGUCCCCCCUCCCCUUGUCCCAUAGUGUCCCCCCCUCCCCUUGUCCCAUAGUGUCUCCCCUCCCUUUCUCCCAUAUAGUGUCUCCCUCCCUUUCUCCCAUAGUGUCUCCUCCCUUGUCCCAUGGUGUGCCCUCCCCCCCCCCUUUCUCCCAUAGUGUCUCCCUCCCCUUUCUCCCAUAGUGUCCCCCCUGCCCUUGUCCCAUAGUGUCUCCCCUCCCUGUCCCAUAGUGUCUCCCCCUCCCCUUGUCCCAUAGUGUUCCCUCCCCUUGUCCCAUAGUGUCUCCUGUCCCAUAGUGUCCUCCUUCUCCCAGUGUCUCCCUCCCUUUUCUCCCUAUGUGUGCCUCCCUCCCUUUUUGUCCCAGUAUAGUGUCCCCCUCCCCUUGUCCCAUAGUGUCUCCCCUCCCUUUCUCCCAUAGUGUCCCUCUCCCCUUGUCCCAUAAUUACUUACCUGUCUUGGAGCGUGGGCCGGCUUCACAGCGCGCUCCACGGUCCAGGAACUUCUAUUUCAGGUUCCGGUUUCCGGCGGGACUGAAAGGAAGUGUGCACACUGAGUGUGCACUUCUUUUCAGUCCUGCCGGAAACCGUAACCUGAAAUAGAAGUUCCUGGACCGCGGAGCACGCUGUGAAGCCGGCCCACGCUCCAAGACAGGUAAGUAAAUCUUCACAUUCGCUCCAUAAGACGCACAGACAUUUCCCCUCACUUUUGAGGGGAAAAAAAGUGCGUCUUAUGGAGCGAAAAAUACGGUAUGUACUCUUGUACUCCAGACAGAGAGACCAACCGUUAGCACUAAUUCUCUGGAACUGUUUUGGGCAUGGGACCAUGUGCACAGUCAGUCAAAAAUAAGACUUCCAGGAAAUUCCUGAAUCCCUGAACUGAUCAGGGCUAUCAGGGGAUGUAACAUUUGUGGGGUUUUAUGUAUUUUUAGGGUACUUUUGGGAUGUUUUAAAAAUGUAUGUUUUUUCUGUGCCUGGAGAUAAUUGUAUUAGAAUUAGUACAGUUACUGAUCCAGUUAUCUCCCAUCCAGAGGGGAGGGAAUGUGUGCUAUGUGUGAGGGUGCCUUACAUUGUAAAUGUGUUAUUAUUGGUUUGUAAGUUUGUGUCCUUGUCCCCAACAAGGUCCAUGUGGACGUACCUAGCUCUUCAAAGAGCUGUUCCUGCUAUGCUCUCUGGACUAGGAGAGGUCUACCCACUGGAAGCUGGAUCCUGGUCUUGGGUCCAGGGUGGGUGGAGGACGGCGAGACCCCAACCAAGCUGCGGCGGUUCGUUGGGUAUUACGGUAGUUAUGGUGUCCGGUGCGGUGCUUAUAGUACUCAAGAAUUACUAGAAAGCAGCAAUUGAUAGAGGUACCCGGUCAGGGUGCCAGGUGGUCCGUCACAGGGGCCAUCUCAGGAGUUAAUUUAACGUUGUGGAUACCCACCUUGCAGUCAGACAGUACCAUGUUGCAGAUAAGAUGGUGGUGUGAGGGGCCUGUUCCUCACUCUCGAUGUGGGCAGAGUCCACUCUCUGUAAACUGGAAGCUUUGAGAACUUUUUUAUCCCAGAUUUCGAGCAGGAGUGGGAAGUUACUUCUCCAUCCUGAUGGGGUGUGAAAGAGACACCAUUGCAUUGCAACCUGCCAUGUAACCUUCAGGUGCUUUUGCCUGGGGGUGUCUACCAGGCCUUGUACCCAGCAGAGUCCAAUGCUUUCAAAAGGCUUAGGCCCUGACCAGCUUUCCUGUCUUGACAUUUUUGGGGACUGGGACUAUUCUUCAGAAAUGCCCAAUAUUGAGUGAAAAUCUUGUGUACACCUUUGUCACAGUCCUCCAGCAUAGUAACUACUUAGUGAUAAUUCAUCAAGGCUUUCCAAAGGCUGUGUCAUCUAAAUUUUCGCUGGUAGGCUGGUUGUCCCAUGCACAGCGGAUUGGCUGCUUAUAACUUAUUGUUUUCCCUCUACAUCCCUCUGUCUUGUACAGACUUGUUUUGUCUUGAUAUAUGAUGCAUAAUAUUCAUAUAAUUAUAAAAGAAUGCAUAAAUGGUGAAUUGUUAUUCAACAUAGUUUUGUGAACAUCACGUGCCUCGUCUUUUAACAUUUUGAUUAUCUUGCUGUUAUUUGGCUGCCCUUUAUGUUUAUUUUCUUUAAAAAUAAAAACAAGGAGGUAUCAAUUACCAGAACAUAAAUCAGCUAUAUUACAUUGCUCUUUGACAUUUAUUAUACUGUAUUCUUUGUCAUGCGUAAAUAAAGUUGACAAAAAUAAAAUAUAAAAAUAUCUCCAAUUUUGCUACAGUCACAACAUGAUUAUUUUGUAUUUAUGAUUGUGUUUUCUGAGUUUAUAAUUGCAACAGAAGGUCCAUGUUCCCCUACAGACCAUUCAUAUUUUGUAAUCCAUUUAGGAAUCCCACAUGUUGUUGGUAACUGUGUGUCAGCACUGUGACUGACUGCUGACCUGGGAUAGCUCCUCCUCCAAUACUGUGCAAUCAGCAAGGAGCCGCCUGUUCCCCGCGCAUGCGCAGACCACAGCAACGCACGUAAGCGUAAGACGUCUUGAGUGACGUAAUAAGACAUGCCACACUAUAGCCAGUUCCAGCCAAUGAAAUUACGGUCUGUGGUUUCCAGCCGCUGAUUGGAUGGCCGAGGUGUUGUUGGUGCAGUCACGCUGCCUGUGAUUGGUUGCGCUGCAGUGGCCGCGGCCUGCUCCUCCUUGUUCUCUCCCGGGGACAGAAAGAGGAGAGCAGAUCCCGGGGUGAUCGAAGAGAUCCGGCGUGGAGAGGUACGCGAGGCCGCAGGCGAGCUCGGGAAACCGAGCCAGAUGUUAUGAAUGACCCAUAGCCCUGUUAGAGAUCUGUGUCAGCGCUAGACAGUGGGUUUAGGAAAACACAGAGCAUGAACAUUAUACCGGUACCUUCCUAUUGCAACAGAACAGGGGGGGUAAUGUAUCCUGGGAACUGGGUAAAACACAGCGACAUUAACGGCAGAGACAGUGUCCGGGUUAAACACGGCGACAUUAACGGCAGAGACAGUGUCCGGGUUAAACACGGCGACAUUAACGGCAGAGACAGUGUCCGGGUAAAACACGGCGACAUUAACGGCAGACACAGUGUCCGGGUAAAACACGGCGACAUUAACGGCAGACACAGUGUCCGGGUAAAACACGGCGACAUUAACGGCAGAGACAGUGUCCGGGUAAAACACGGCGACAUUAACGGCAGACACAGUGUCCUGGUAAAACACGGCGACAUUAACGGCAGAGACAGUGUCCUGGUAAAACACGGCGACAUUAACGGCAGACACAGUGUCCGGGUAAAACACGGCGACAUUAACGGCAGACACAGUGUCCGGGUAAAACACGGCGACAUUAACGGCAGACACAGUGUCCGGGUAAAACACGGCGACAUUAACGGCAGACACAGUGUCCGGGUAAAACACGGCGACAUUAACGGCAGACACAGUGUCCUGGUAAAACACGGCGACAUUAACGGCAGACACAGUGUCCGGGUAAAACACGGCGACAUUAACGGCAGACACAGUGUCCGGGUAAAACACGGCGACAUUAACGGCAGACACAGUGUCCGGGUAAAACACGGCGACAUUAACGGUAGAGACACAGUGUCCGGGUAAAACACGGCGACAUUAACGGUAGAGACACAGUGUCCGGGUAAAACACUGCGACAUUAACGUCAGAGACAGUGUCCGGGUAAGACACCGCGACAUUAACGUCAGACACAGUGUCCUGGUAAAACACUGCGACAUUAACGUCAGAGACAGUGUCCGGGUAAAACACAGCGACAUUAACAGCAGAGACACAGUGUCCGGGUAAAACACGGCGACAUUAACAUCAGACAGUGUCCGGGUAAAACACUGUGACAUUAACGUCAGAGACAGUGUCCGGGUAAGCAUACCGCGAUAUUAACAUCGACAGUGUCCGGUAAAACAUCAGCAUAAACGCAGAGACACAAAGUGUCCGCAAAACACGCACAUUAACAGCAGAGACACAGUGUCCGGUAAAACACGACAUUAACAUCAGACAGUGUCCGGUAAAACACUGUGACAUUAACGCUGUAUGGUGUCCGGUAAGACACCGCAUAUUAACAUCAGACAGUGUCCGUAAAACACCGACAUUAACGCAGAGACACAGUGUCCGGGUAAACCACAGCCAUUAACGGCAGAGACACAGGUCCGGCAAAACACAGCCAUUAACGCAGAGACACAGUGUCCGGUAAACACGAACAUUAACGCAGAGACACAGUGUCCGGGUAAAACACGGCGACAUUAACGGCAGACACAGUGUCCGGGUAAAACACGGCGACAUUAACGGCAGAGACACAGUGUCCGGGUAAAACACGGCGACAUUAACGGCAGACACAGUGUCCGGGUAAAACACGGCGACAUUAACGGCAGACACAGUGUCCGGGUAAAACACGGCGACAUUAACGGCAGACACAGUGUCCGGGUAAAACACGGCGACAUUAACGGCAGACACAGUGUCCUGGUAAAACACGGCGACAUUAACGGCAGACACAGUGUCCUGGUAAAACACGGCGACAUUAACGGCAGACACAGUGUCCAGGUAAAACACGGCGACAUUAACGGCAGACACAGUGUCCGGGUAAAACACGGAGACAUUAACGGCAGACACAGUGUCCGGGUAAAACACGGCGACAUUAACGGUAGAGACACAGUGUCCGGGUAAAACACGGCGACAUUAACGGUAGAGACACAGUGUCCGGGUAAAACACUGCGACAUUAACAUCAGAGACAGUGUCCGGGUAAGACACCGCGACAUUAACGUCAGACACAGUGUCCUGGUAAAACACUGCGACAUUAACGUCAGAGACAGUGUCCGGGUAAAACACAGCGACAUUAACAGCAGAGACACAGUGUCCGGGUAAAACACGGCGACAUUAACAUCAGACAGUGUCCGGGUAAAACACUGUGACAUUAACGUCAGAGACAGUGUCCGGGUAAAACACGGCGACAUUAACAACAGACAGUGUCCGGGUAAAACACUGCGACAUUAACGGCAGAGACACAGUGUCCGGGUAAAACACGGCGACAUUAACAGCAGAGACACAGUGUCCGGGUAAAACACGGCGACAUUAACAUCAGACAGUGUCCGGGUAAAACACUGUGACAUUAACGUCAGAGACAGUGUCCGGGUAAGACACCGCGACAUUAACAUCAGACAGUGUCCGGGUAAAACACUGCGACAUUAACGGCAGAGACACAGUGUCCGGGCAAAACACAGCGACAUUAACGGCAGAGACACAGUGUCCGGGUAAAACACAGCGACAUUAACAGCAGAGACACAGUGUCCGGGUAAAACACAGCGACAUUAACGGCAGAGACACAGUGUCCGGGCAAAACACAGCGACAUUAACGGCAGAGACACAGUGUCCGGGCAAAACACAGCGACAUUAGCGGCAGAGACACAGUGUCCGGGCAAAACACAGCGACAUUAAUGUCAGACACAGUGUCCGGGUAAAACACCGCGACAUUAAUGUCAGACACAGUGUCCGGGUAAAACACUGCGACAUUAACGUCAGACACAGUGUCCGGGUAAAACACCGCGACAUUAACGGCAGAGACACAGUGUCCGGGCAAAACACAGCGAAAACACAGCGACAUUUACGGCAGAGACACAGUGUCCGGGCAAAACACAGCGACAUUAACGGCAGAGACACAGUGUCCGGGCAAAACACAGCGACAUUAACGUCAGACACAGUGUCCGGGUAAAACACUGCGACAUUAACGUCAGACACAGUGUCCGGGUAAAACACCGCGACAUUAACGGCAGAGACACAGUGUCCGGGCAAAACACAGCGACAUUUACGGCAGAGACACAGUGUCCGGGCAAAACACAGCGACAUUUACGGCAGAGACACAGUGUCCGGGCAAAACACAGCGACAUUAACGUCAGAGACAGUGUCCGGGUAAAACACUGCAACAUUAACGGCAGAGACACAGUAUCCGGGCAAAACACGGCGACAUUAACGGCAGAGACACAGUGUCCGGGCAAAACACAGCGACAUUAACGGCAGAGACACUGUCCAGGUAAAGCAUAGCGAUUUUUUUUAAAUUUUUUUUCUUUAAUUAUCCAAAUAAUCCAGUCCUGUGUGUGUGUAAAACAGACAUUCAAAUUUAUCGGGUGCAACAUACACUUUUAGAUUUUAAAGGAUGUUGCUGAAUUAGCAUAAACUACUCUUUUCAUAGUGGCAUAUCCACUUUGAAUUGCAUUUUCAAUUCUGUUUGUUUUGUCCCAUUAAUAUAUGUUUAUUUUCUUUUUUCACAGAUUAACUGAAAACUGUAACAAGAUGGCGGUUUAUACAUGUAAUUUUAUGCUUGCUUCUCUCAGAUCUCGGUAAGAGUAUUUUUCUACAUUUCUAUUGACUUGAUAUAGUUAGAUGUGAUAGCAUUUUGCUCUAGGUUUAUUUAGUAUUUUUAUGCUGGGAAAUGUUGUUUUUUUUUUUUUUUCUGUCACUUUACUUGAGUUUAUGAAUCCAACAAAAUUGAUCACUGGCAAAUAUAUUUAAAGACAGGCAGAAACUGCUGCCAGAUUAGGCAGAGAUACUUUUUUACCUUUUAUGAUUAAUGUAACUGGUAUAAAGUUCAACAUGCAUACUAAAGCAGUAUAACAAUGACACAAACUGUUUCAAAUAGUACUCACAGCUCCACUGUUCAGAGGAAGGUCCAUGAAAUAACCAUGGUCAUGUAACAAAAUUAUGAAUUACCAGAGAUUGUUUUAUAAUCCCCUGAUAUUUAUUAUCCCUUAUAGGGUAAUAAAAGCAAAAUAUUACAUCACCAUUAAUAGCAAAAUGUGUAUGACUGUGCAAAGCAAAAAUUGAUAGCUAUAGUCUACAUUUUUCAUUGAUAAACUUUUUCAAAACCUCUUUGCACCACUACUAACAGCAGACUAAAUAAGACCUCAAGAUAGCCAGUCUCCACCCUGGUUUAUUAAUUGCUGAACGAUUGAAAAUGUCUCUAAGACUAAGUUGUAGAAAAUGUCUACUAAGACACAUUAAUCGCUGCCCAGAACUAUGCACCAAAUAAAAAAAAAACAUAAAAUCCAUAAAUGCAAAUAGCAGCAUAUGAAUGAAUUGUACUAACAGAUCAUGGUCGCUACUAUAAGAUAAAUAUAUAUAAUAUCCUUCCUUUACUUGCGAUCAGAGGGAUUCUUGUCAUCUUUUUAAGAUUCACUAAAUGUAUUCAUCUCAUAGUAGCGAUUGUGAUCGAUACAUACAAUCCAUUCAUAUGCCGCUAUUUGUAUUUAUGGAUAUUUUGUUAAAUUGAUUAAUGACUCUUAAUGAGACAUUUUCAAUCAUUCAGCAAAAUAUUAACUGGGGUGGGGAUUAGCUAUAUUGAGGUCCUAUUCAGUCUGUUUUUGGCAGUGUUGUAAAGAGGUCUUGAAAAAGUUUAUCAACUAAACGCUUAGAAUAUUUAUAGCUUUCAUUACUUGCUCUUCAUCGCAUUUAUACACUUUUUACUACUCAUGAUGAAUAAAAAAAGAUUAGUUGAGUUUGAAGACUGUCUCUGUGAGUUCAUGUUUUUGUUUACAUGACCAUAGUGUAAUUGAUGACAAGUGCUGGCAGGGUUUUAUGGGGUAUGCUCAACUCUCCAGCUGAAAACAGUUGGAAGCUUGGUAUUAGCUGACAAAUACUACCUACUUGUUUGUAUGGGCAGAGCUCACUAAAGGAAGCUGCAAACCUUGGUGAUUUACAACAAAUGCAGACGCUCGACAGAUGAGCAUUAUAUUUUUUAUUUAUGGGCAAUCAAUGGGAGAUUCACAGGGAAAUUAACAGGAAAUUAAAGUUAUAAUUACCCCUCCUACCAAAUAGGUUGUCCUGUUUUAUUUUAUGCUCACCAGGCCACUUUUUAAAAAAAAUGCCCAGCCAGUAGAGUUCAGCCUCUAUCUAACUGCAGACAAAGUUUAUGCAGCCCUAUUAAAGAUGACUCCCUGGGUGUACCCCUUUUAGUGACCAGGGGUCACUCUCUAGAGAUGACAAUGGUAUAUGGGGAAGCCUCUAUUUUUAACAUACUGGGUCAGGUUUUCAGAUUUUUGGAAAACAGACUUGCAGUAAACUAUUUGCAUUUUUCCAGCUGGCAAGUUCAUUUUUUUUCAUGUUUUUAGUAAGUUUAUCAGUAGUAUUCAUUGUUAUUAUCAUUGGUUACUGGUAUAACUUUGGAGGAUUUAUUGUUAUAACAGUUUACCCUGUUUGCUAGUAUGGUGCUUCUUUGUUACAAAUUAUUACUAUUUAUUAUUUACAAAUGGGUCAUAUUUAGAAGAUUUAUAGGUGAACAUAUAGGUAAGUCUUUCAUACCCUUUGUUGGCAUUCUGCUGUCUAUCAUGUCUCUAUAAUUGAGAUUUAUGGUCUUGCAGGCAUUGAAUUCUUGGGUGUUGUGAGUUCUUGCUUUUGCCAUUUUGAAGUGGCAGUUGUGGUUCUUAGCAUCUGGGGUUUUUAUGCUUGCACAGCCCUGGUCUAACCAUUUUAUGCAGCCUUUGGAUGAUUUUCACAGACAUGCUAUGCUCUCUACUCGCCUAAUGAGUCACCGUGAGAAGAGACUUAUUGAUAUCCAUUCAGGAAAGUUUCCAUUAAUUCUGCUGUACAUAUGUUGUCUUUCCUUUUAACAGGUUUUUGAUUUUUCAUACAUUUUUGGUUGCCUGUUUUAUUUCCCUCCCGUCAGAUGUUUAGUGUGGGUAUUACCCUAUUGUGAUGCUGCCAUGGAUUGACAAGGAAAAUGUUGCCACACUAACUGUAAUUUUCUUUUCCUGCAUACACCCAUGAUGACAUCCCUCCUUAUCACUUCUUUCUUAGGAGUUUGGAAUUUAGACUUGAGAACCUAUCUGGUAGCAGGGCUGUUUAUAGCUGUAAUUUCCUAAACAGUCAAGCAGGCAGAACUAACCAUACUGUGAUGCUGCCAUGUAAAUAUCCAGGAAAAGAAAAUGACACAAAGCCUGUCUAAAUUUUCCUUAUUUUUUCGUAAUUUAUAUAAAGUAGUAUAGGGUCACGGUAAAGCAGGCAUCUUUUGUGUGAAACCCUCUAUUUAAAUUGUGAUAAGCCUGCAAGCAUGAAUCAAAUACAGAGAACUUGGAACUUUAGAAAAUAUUAUGUUUCUCUACAGAUUAUUUUAUAUAUGCAUAUUACGCACACAAUGUUCCACUGUAAGAAAAGGUCCUUUUGUAAAAAUACAUGUGCCCUCAAAAUCUCUUUGCUCAUUCAAAGCGUUGUAGCAUUACAACAUGCAAAUCAUUUGUACUUUACUAACUUUCAUAGUCAGAAAUUGACCUGUAUGCAGGUGCCAAGUUGUAAUUCCUUUAUGGCAUAUAAAAUAUGAUGGAGUUUUAUAUUGUAAAAAAAGCACACUACUUCUACAGAUAUAAAAACCUAUUUGUAAGAAUGUCACACUAUAAGGUUACAUAAGUUCCCAUAAAUCAAGUCUUAUCUCCUUAAAACAUUGAAAUGAUAAACAUCCUAACUAACCUUUAAGCUAUCUCUCAGUAAUAAGGCGAUCAUUGCUUUAUAUGAAGUGAAAAUAAGACCUGUUAAAAGGUCACUGUAGUCACUAUAACAAUUUAAUCUCAUUAAAAUGGUCAUAGUGCAUCGAGUUAUAGGGAUUCUCUAUUAGCAUUAAACCAUUAAAAACUGUUUAAUGCUGAAUUAAAUAAGGAUACCAGGGGACUCCAGACACUAUAACCAGGUUAAUGAGAUGAAGCAGAUACAGGGCCUACAGUGUCCAUUUAAUGAUUUCAGCUCCCAUGUACAUAAGCCUAAUUUUUGUAGCAACACCUUGUUGAUGGUUUCUUUCUCUCCUCCUAAAAUAAUUAUUGUACAUUUUCUUUCUUUCUUUCUUUCUUUCUUACAGGGGUUCCCACCUUGUCCUACAGAAGAGCUGUUGUCCUAUUUAUACUUCCAUGAUCUGCACUCAAAAUGGUGUUUUUCCCCCAAAGAAAAGGUGCUGGGCUCCUCCGACUGCAGUAUACUACCCUACCAUAAGUGAGCGUGUUUACCACACAUCUAGAUUAAAUCUGCAGAACAAACCUCCUCCUCCUCCUCCUCCUCUUCCUCCUCCUCCUCCAGAGCUACCUUCAGUAGAACCAGAGAAAACUCCAGAAGUUGUGCAAAAGUCCCUGGGCCAGAAAGUGAUGGCUGAGAUCAAGCACUACUACAAUGGCUUCCAUCUUCUCUGGAUUGAUACCAAAGUGGCUGCCCGUAUGGUUUGGAGACUGUUACAUGGACAAGUGCUGAGUCGUAGGGAAAGGAGAAGGGUAUGUUAAGACUUAUUAGACAUACCUUCUCAAAGAUUUCAUGUUACCUGUUAAUCCUCUAUAUGUUAUUGAAAUAUUUAUGUUCAUGCUGCUAAAUAUUGGUCAUGAAAAGUAGGGGCAGCUGAAAUUUUCAGCCGAAAAUGGGCCUAUCCUGUUUCGUUUAACAGACAUGCUUGCAUUAACAAUUCAGAUGAUUAUAUAUCACAAUGAAAGAUAGUAAUGAUGACAGGAAUAGUCAAUAAUACUGCACUUGGGACAGGGGAGGGGGGAGAACACUAUGGGACAAGGGAGGGGGGAAGAAAACACUAUGGGACAAGGGAGGGGGGAAAAAAGAACACCAUGGGACAGGAGGGGGGAGGGAGAAAAGGGCACUAUGGGACAGGGGAGGGGAGGGAGAAAAGGGCACUAUGGGACAGGGGAGGUGGAGGGAGAAAAGGGCACCAGGGACAGGGGACGGGAGGAGAAAAGAGCACUAUGGGACAGGGGACGGGAGGGAGAAAAGAGCACCAUGGGACAGGGGAGGGAGAAAAGAGCACUAUGGGACGGACGGGAGGGGAGAAAAGAGCACCAUGGACAGGACGGAGGGAGAAAAGAGCACUAUGGGACAGGGGGGGAGGGAGAAAAGAGCACUAUGGACAGGGACGGGAGGAGAAAAGAGCACCAUGGGACAGGAGGAAGAGGGGGGGAGGGGAAGAGCACAGGGAGGGGGGAAGAACCUCAUGGGACAGGAGGGGGAAGAACACUAUGGGACAGGAGGGGAAAGAACACUAUGGGACAGGAGGGGAAAGAACACCAUGGACAGGGAGGGGGGGGGAAAGAACACUAUGGGACAGGGAGGGGGGGGCGGAAAGAACACUAUGGGACAGGAGGGGACGGGGAAAGAACACCAUGGGACCGAGGGGGGCAGGAAAGAACACCAUGGGACCGGCAAAAGAACACCAUGGGACCGAGAGGGGGGGCGGAAAGAACACCAUGGGACCGAGGGGGGAGGAAAGAACACUAUGGGACGGGGAGGGGGGAAACACUAUGGGACAGGGGCGGGGGGAAAGAACACUAUGGGACUGGGAGGGGGGAAACACUAUGGGACUGGGAGGGGGGAACACUAUAGAACGGGUGGACACACACACACUAUGGGACUGGAGAGGAGGGAGGAAAGAACACUAACAAAAAGGGAGAGGAACACUAGAGUCAUUUUCAGUUUCGGUUUUCGGCCAAGGGCAUCCUGAAUUUUUUUAUUUCGGUUUCGGCCCAGAAUUUACUGACCUCAGUAGUAAUGAUAGUGAUAUAGUUAGUUAGUUUUAUUUAUAAUGCCUGAAAUGUACAGGACAUUCCAAUGCUUUACCAUGGAGACAUUUUAUCAACUUACAUAUCAACUCUCUUUAAAAGAAAAAGGUUCUUGCUCAUAAUCAUUAUAUGUAUAUAGCAAUACUAUUUACUAGGACAAACUAGGUGACAUCACUAGAUUUGAACAUGACAGUAAUACAAACUUUAUUUUUCAGGACCUAUUUCAGCUAUAUCUGAGUGUAAUUGCUCCCUUCAUUCCGAGUUAAUUCAUACUAAAUUAAAGGAACACUAUAGGGUCAGGAGCACAAACAUGUAUUCUUGACCCUAUAGUGUUAAAACCACCAUCUAGCAUCCCUGGUCCCCCUUACCCCUCCUAAUAUAGUAAAUCUAACUUUUGUUCAAGUCUGCAGCUGCUGGCACUGCCCCUGAUCUACCUGCUUGACUGACAUCACCAGUAGUGUGGUUUUAAGCCAAUCACAAUGGUUUCACAUAGGAUUGGCAGAGCCAAACACAGCCCUGGCCAAUCAGCAUUUCCUUAUAGAAAUGCAUUGAAUCAAUGCAUCUCUAUGAGGAAAGUUCAGUGUCUGCAUCUUUAGCAGCCAUCUGUGGAGUGGUCAGUGGACUGUAAUGUAAACCUUGCAUUUUCUCUGAAAGCACAGUGUUUACUGCAAAAAGCAUGAAGGGAAUGAUUCUACUCAAAAGAACAAAUAUAAUAUGCUGUAGUUGUUCAAGUAACUAUAGUGUCCCUUUAAAUAGAACAGUUGUUGAUUUUAGCAAUACUGACCUCUUACAAAACUCUUUCCCAAGCAAUACAAAACUGACUAUAUUAUUACUUAUGAUCUUGCAUUGUUGUUUUUUUUUGUUUUUUUUUCCCUCUCUCUUUCAGCUAAUGAGGACAUGUGCAGAUCUUUUCAGACUUUUGCCGUUCAUGGUAUUUGUAAUUGUACCCUUCAUGGAGUUCCUGCUUCCCGUGUUCCUUAAACUGUUUCCGGAAAUGCUACCUUCAACAUUUGAGACAGAAUCAAAAAAGGUUGGUGAUAUUCUGCUUAAAUAUUUAUUGGGGAUCGACCGAUAUUGAUUUUUUUUAGUGCCGAUACCAAUACCAAUAGUCUGUGAACUUUCAGGCCGAUAGCUGAUAACUUACCGAUACCGAUAUUCUGUACAUUUACCAUUUUAAAAAAAUAAACAAUUUCUACACAAAUCUACUGUUAACUGAACAUGUUUAUUAUUUAUUUAUUUGCAAAUCUUUUUUUAUUAAGGUAAAUGCACAAAAUAUACUUGUUUUCAAGAAUAUAUGUGUGUGUUUAGUGGAUGCAGUGAGCGUAUUUGAUUACUGAAUGCAGUGUGUGUGUGUGUGUAGUGGAUGCAGUGUAUUUUUGUGUAGUGGAUGCAGUGUGUGUUUGUGUAGUGUGUGUAUAUAAUGAAUGCAGAGUGUGUGUUUGUGUAUUGUGUGUAUAUAAUGAAUGCAGAGUGUGUGUGUGUGUAGUGUGUAUAUAAUGAAUGCAGAGUGUGUGUGUUUGUGUAGUGUUUAUAGUGAAUGCAGUGUGUUUGUGUAGUAUGUGUAUAUAAUGAAUGUAGUGUGUGUUUGUGUAGGUAUGUUAAGUGUGUAAAGUGGGGGAGGGGCAUUUUAAAUUUUUUUUUUUUUAUAAAUAUAAUUUUUUUUAUUUUUUUUUUAUUUUUUUUAGUGUGGGGGGAUAUGGCAUUCCCUGGUGGUCCGGUGGCACACUCUUACUUACCUUCCCAGCAGCUCCCUUCAGCUCCCCUGUCUAACUCUCACGGCCUGUGUGCCGUGCGGAGCAUUGCCAUGGUAACCCAUGGCAACGCUCCGACGGCCGCGGGACUAACGCAAGAGUUAGACAGGGGAGCUGAAAGGAGCUGCUGGGAAGGUAAGUAAGAGUGUGCUGGGCCCUUUUUUUUAAUUGCCGAUUUUUAUCAACCAUGGUUAAAGGGAUACUAUAGUCACCAGAACAACUACAGCUUAUUGAAUUUGUUCUGGUGAGUAGAAUCAUUACCUUCAGGCUUUUUGCUGUAAACACUGUCUUUUCAGAGAAAAUGCAGUGUUUACAUUACAGCCUAGUGAUAACUUCACUGGCCACUCCUCAGAUAGCUGUUAGAGAUCCUUCCUGGGUCAUGGCUGCCUAAAAUGCUUCCAAACAUUCAGUAUCUCUUCCCUCUGCAUGCAAACACUGAACUUUCUUCAUAGAUAUUCAUUGAUUCAAUGUAUCUCUAUGAGGAGAUGCUGAUUGGCCAGGGCUGUUUUUGAAUUGUGCUGGCUCUGCCCCUGAUCUGCCUCUUUGUCAGUCUCAGCCAAUCCUAUGGGGAAGCAUUGUGAUUUGAUCAGACUACCACUUGUGCUGAUGGCAGUGGGCAGGUCUAAAGGAAACACAGACAAAGUAAGCAGCUGCAGACUUGACUACAAGUAAGAUUUUACUAUAUUUAGGGAGGCAUGAGGGAACCAGGGAGGCUAGAGGGUGGUUUUAACCCUAUAGGGUCAGGAAUACAUGUUUGUGUUCCUGACCCUAUAGUGCUCCUUUAACUGUAACCCCCUCUUGUCUUCUUAAGAAAUUGAUAUCUAUUUUAUCAUAGAAUAUAGUAAUAAAUAAACCUGUCUCAUUUUUUGAAUGAGUUUAUCUGAGAUACAGGAGAAAGUUGUUGGUAUGGUGUUGCCCCCUGAAUUAUGAGAUGUUCCUGCAUGUUAUGUAAUUUUCCAGGCUGUUUUAACUCCUUCUUGGUUGUUGUCAUUACAGGAGGAGAAGAUGAAGAAGAAGCUUGCUGCCAAACUAGAGAUGGCCAAAUUCCUUCAGGAAACAAUAUCUGAGAUGGCUAGGAGGAACAAAGCUGAAACAGGGGGAGAUAGUCAGCAACAGUUCUCAUCUUUUUUCCAGCAGGUACAUUUGUGAAUCGAUUUGUUCUUUAAUAACUAUAUUUGCAUCUAGGAACAGCACACUGGUAAUUUUAUGCCAAAAAUCUUACUGAGUAGAAUUAGGUUAACUUUAACAAAUAUCAUAAAAGAAAGUGGGUCAAUUGCAUGUGGGCACGUACAUGUAGUGGUCAUGGUGCCAUUAGACUGUGUGUUCUGUUUGCUGAUUCUUUGUCAAACCAUUUAUAUAUUUAUUUUGAGCAAUUUGACCAAAAUUUGGGGUCCUUACGUCUUCUGCAGUCUGGCCUUCACUUGCCGUAUUUGCUCACGCAAUCGUUCUUCUGUAUUAGCAGGGCUAUUCAUUGGUCAGAUUACAUAGUGAAGAUCUGCAUUUGUGGAAAAAAGUUAAAUGGUUAUUCCAACCAAAUAAAUAUAAACUUGCCAGCAAUCCCACACCAAAGUCAAGUUCUUCCUAAAGCCUGGUCCUUCUCUGGUGAUAUCACUUCCCUUCGCGGCAGAAGGAGGGACGUCCCGGAAGGUAGGUUGAGGGAUGGCCCUGCAACCAUUGGUUGUCUGUCACCCACUUCCUAUGCUGAUUACAGGCAACCAAUAACCACAAAAUGUUUGUUUCAGACGGGCGGAAGAUGCUGCCACAGGUGAAGUUACACCACCAGUAGCAAAGUGCUUUACUCUGUAUUAUUAAAUUAAAGUGCUGUGCAUAUUAACUCCAACCACUAUGACUACUUCCAAACGCUGAAAAACUCUUUAAAAAUUUAAUCUGUACAUGUACUUAAAUCAGCAGAGAAUUUGUGAAUUAUAUCUUCUCAAAGAACCCAGCUGUGGCUUAUAUCAUUAUUCACACUUGAAGGACGUACAAGAAAUUGUGAACCUGAACCUUUAACCCCUUAACGCUGUUAUAUAAUACUAUGCCAUCCUGCACGACGUGGGCUUAUAUGCUGUUAUGGCAAACCAGGCAGUCCCUCUGCUGCUCUUCCGGGCCAUGUGAUUGCUAUGACAUUGCGUUCACAUGGCCGGGGCAGCCGUUUGAAGCACUUUUUUUAGAAAGUUACAGGGCUAAAUAUAGGGCUUGCAAAUUAAAUUCGCUGGAUUUUCUGCGUGGGUUGUUAGGCAGUCCCCCAAGUUACAAAUAAUAAUAAAACAAAAUACCUCACAAAUAUAUUUUUUAUAUAUAAUAAGAAUGAAAUUAUAUAAAUAUUAAAUUCUUAGUUUAUUUUGAGAUAGAUAGAUAGAUAUAUAUAUAUAUAUAUAUAUAUAUAUAUAUAUAUAUAUAUAUAUAUAUAUAUAUAUCUCUAUCUAUCUCAAAAUAAACUAAUAAUAAAUAAAUAUAUAUAUAUAUAUAUAUAUAUAUAUAUAUAUUACUCUUUUUAUUUUUGAGAUAGAUAUCUCAAAAUACACUUAGAAUGAAAUAUAGAAUGACAGACAGUAGAAUUUCACCUUUGGCUUUAUGUGAGGAAGAAAAUGUGUGCAUCUGCUGUAGAAAUUAUACUGUUUUUGUUUGUUGGUGUGAAUUGUAACCUAAUUUAAAAAUAUAAUUUAGUAGUUUUGUAUUUACACUGUCUUCGCUUCCUCCAAGAGGUGGUGAAUGUAUUAGUUGUUGGAACCCUUUCAUAUUUACCCUAUGUGCUUUUUGAUCCCUUUGUAUAAUUUGCAGGUUCGAGGGACAGGGGAGCAACCAAGUACCAAAGAGAUUGUUCGCUUUUCAAAGUUGUUUGAGGAUGAACUGACCUUGGAGCAUCUAGAGAGGUCACAGCUUGCUGCUUUGUGUCGGCUGCUUGAACUUCAACCAAUUGGCACCAACAACUUGCUCCGCUUUCAGCUGCUCAUGAAGCUCCGGUCUAUACGUGCAGAUGAUGAGGUAAGGUUAAAGAAAAGAAAAACACAAACUACCAACAGACAUUUUAAACAUCUGUCUCGUGCUGUUUGUACAGCUCCUCCAUUCACUCCAAAAGAAUUCUAGGCUCCACCAAAUGGACAGGGGGCAUACACUAUAUCAAUCUGUUUCUUUUCAACUGGUAUAAUAAUAGUGUAUGCCACAUUUUUUGAAUAUGAUCAUUGCUCUGUGUAUGCUGAUCUCUGAAUCCAGAAUGAUGUAGGGUUUGUGCUCUACCCAGGGAAUGCUACUUUUGUUUCCAGUUUAAAGAUUCAUUUUAAGCACCAAACUAACUUCAGCUUAAUUAAGUGGUUUUGUUGCAUAGAUCAAUAGAUCAUGCCCACUGCUCAAUUCUUUACUAUUUAGGACUUCCCUGGCUAUGCACAGCCUCCCCAAACACUUUCUGAACAAAGUUUUAUAUCCAAAUGUAAUAUUUAUUUUCAUGAAAGUGUUUUUUUAAAUGUGUGUUUAUGUAUUUGUUUGGUUCAGCUUAAUUGCAGUACUUGCAGUAGAGGUAGAGAAUAUUGGGGGGGUUAGGGAUAUUUGUUCAAGUGUAUUAAAUAAAUACAUUUUUGAUCUUAGCCCUUCCCUUUAAUGGUGUAUACUCACUGCUUAGUUUAUCAAUUGGGAAACAGAGCAGCAUUCUCUAAUCAGUGACCAUAUACACUGUAUCAUUCCACAGGUAAGAGGCACCAUAUACUGGGCUGUGAGUAUAGUUUGUAUCAAUAUGGAAACGGACAGCAGUGAUUAUUAUUUUUACUGGUAUUUAUAUAAUGCCAGCUUAUUCUGCAGCGCUUCACAAUAAAAGGGGAAUUUACCAAAUAAGACAAUAACAAAAUGUAACAGGAACAAUAGGUAGAUGAGGACCCUGCUCAAACAAGCUUAUGGUCUAGAGGAGGUGGGGUAUAAAAACACAAUAGGAAGGGUAUUGAGAUAGACAGCAAAUAGACAUAGUGGGAAAGAGUGGUGUGUGGCCCUAUAGGAGAGAGCGAGAGGAAGGUUUGAGAGAUAGAAGUUACUCUUGGAGGCCAAAAGCAUUCCUGAAAAGAUGGGUUUUGAGGGACGUCUUAAAGGAUUGAAGACUAGGGGAAAGCCUGACAGGAGUAGGCAGGCUGUUCCAAAGGAAAGGAGAUGCCUGUGAGAAGUCUUGCAGGUGUGAAUUUGCGGUAAGGGUGCGAGCAGCAGACAGGUCACCAGUACAGCGGAGAGACCGAGAGGGGGCAUACCUAUGAAUCAGUGAAGAAAUGUAAGAGGGGCUAGAGUUGGUUAGAGCUUUAUAGGUAAUGGUUAGUAUUUUGACUUGACACCUGUAGGGUACAGGAAAUCAGUGUAAGGAUUGACAGAGAGGUGAGGUGUGAGAGGAGCGACAGGAGAGAAAGAUCAGCCUGGCAGCAGCAUUCACCACAGAUUGUAGGGGGGCAGUACUGCUUCUGGGGAAACCAACUAGGAGAGAAAUACAGUAAUCGAUGCGAGAGAUUACUAGAGAAUGAACCAGCUCCUUGGCAUCAUCUUGCGUAAGAAAGGGGGUAUGAGGAGAAUGUUUUUAAGUUGGAAUCGACAGGUUUUAGCAACAGGCUGGACACGAGGCGCAAAGGUGAGGCCAGGAUCAAAAGUGACACCAACACAGCAAGCUUGAAAGGAUGGGGUGAUGCAAGUACCGUCAACCUGCAGGGACAGUGAAGGAGGAGGAAAAAUUCAUUGUAUGCGUCUUGCUGACUGUGAAUGUUACUAUCCAUGCUGCUAUCUGACUUUUUUAGAAUACUACAUUCUACUGUAAUUACCCGGUUUAUGAAACAGUGAAUGUAUGAAAAUGUCAAAGUAAGAUGAACCAGUUGCUAGUAUGCCUCAUUGAGUAUGCACAGAUUAUCAGAGAAUGGUUGCUGAAAAGCAGAAAUCCUCACUUCUUUCCCUUGCCCUUUACCGUAGAUGAUCGCUAAGGAAGGUGUGAAUAACCUUACUGUGGUCGAGCUUCAGUCUGCAAGCAGGACCCGCGGAAUGAAAUCUUUGGGCCUCACUGAGGACCAGCUCAAGGAGCAAAUGAGUCAGGUAUUUUAGACAAUUGGUAUCACUAUUCAUUCAUGCUAAGUCAUUCAGCUUGUAGUAAUUUAAAUUACACCUGUAUGUUGUUGGACUGUAUUGGCACAUAAAGAAUAUUCAGUACUGCAUGUUCUCUAUCAGUCGAUAACAGUGAUGGAUAAUAUUUGACACCGCGGCUGUGUACUAUAUGUUUUGCCAGCCAAUUAUUAAUGCUGUGAUGCUCAGCCAGCCAGCCAAAUGUUCACACAAAUAAUCAUUCCAAUUUCCAAUAAAUCUGCUAAUCUAAGCUACACUUAAUAUAUCAUUAAGAUAUACUUUGAUCCAGAUAUUAAAAUUUAUUUCCACUUCCCCAGUGGCUGGACCUGCACUUGAAAGAGAAUGUUCCUCCUUCUCUCUUGCUCCUCUCUCGAGCCUUUUACCUCACGGAUGUAAAACCCAAAUCAAUUUUGCCAGUGAAACAGACUGUGGAGGUAAGCCAUCAAGAGCAAUACAUUUUUUUGGGAUGCUUGAACUUUUUUGAGUACAUUUUGUUUAAAAAAAUAAAAUAAAAAAUAAAAAUGUAUCCAUCUCUGCUUUUCUUCCCCUCUAAACACCCUAUUUAUAUGUUUAUACUGUCCUCAUGUUUAUAGUUUAGAGCUUCACCAUGGUGGACAAACAGUUUUAUUGUUUUGUUUUUUUUGGUUUGGCAGGGUGUUAUUUAGGUCCCAGUGAGGAGCGUUAUGGUAUAUAAGGGAUAUGUUUGGCAGAACAUUUAGUAAAAUACUCUAUUCAUACUGUUCCUUGUGGCAGGAAGUUUGGGAUCUUAGUUUCAACUGUGUGAUAUCCAGUUAUUUCACCAGUCAAUAGACCUUUAAUUGGAUAAACAGUGUUGGGGAUGUCUUAAUGCAGAGGGGACCUUUCUAAACAUUUGCCAGAAUUGCCAUUUGCUUUGGCCAAACAUAUCACAAAUACACACAAUUAUAAAAAAUAAAAAUAAAUCAAUUAUGACAAAUCCCCCACCCAAACAUGCCCCUCUGUUAUUGCACAACCUAGCCUUCAUAUAUAAAAGUCUAUGACGAUAAGGAUCUGUAAAGUGGCAAAGGAGCCGGUACCUCUCCUUUGGAGACAGACUAGCAAUUGACCUCUGGGUCUGUGGUUCAAACGCAUAGACAAAUCCCCAAACCUUAAUUCUUUGAUUUCUAUAGACAAAGAGGGUACUACGCAAAAAUAAUAGGUCAGAGGGAAUGGUUUGCCCAACCCUUCCUGUAGGUACCUAGUGCAUGCAUUAUUAUAAACGUAAGACUCUGAAAGUUUAACCGUAGAGGGAGUUAGUUUUUUGUUUUCUGUUGACAGUUUAAAGAAUAUUUUAUUGAUGGUAGUGGCUAUUGCCAAAGUUUUGCCUUGUUUUUAUUUUUUGUUUUUUAUUGGACGGUCACUACUAGAGAUAACCAAAGGUUACAUUUCACUAUUGAAAGUGUUGUGUGUAAAACUGUAUUUGACCUAUCAAAUGGACCUUGAGACUGUAUUUCUCUUUGAAAUUGAAUAACAAUUUUGAUUUAGAUACUGUUCCUGGUUUGAAAAAGCACAAGCAUUCCUGUAAUGUUACAAAAUGCAUUGAGCAGACGUGGAAUCAUAAUACAUAUUGUGAUAACAAGGGAGCCUUUGGUUGUCAUCAUCAAAAGUCUGUUUUAAAGUCUGGGGGCUGACUCAUAUUAUGAAUGCAUGGCGUCUCUGUUGCUUGAGUGAUUGCUCUCAUAUAUCAAUUACUUUGAAUAAUAGAUAUUUAUUGAACAGAAUUGUGGGACUGUUCGCCCCCUAGUGUCUUGUAGUGUAAUUUACCUCCUUAUUUACACAUCUCCAAUGCUUUGUAAUCCUGUAAACAACAUUUGCUGUAACCCUCAAUCAAUGUUAUAUAUGCAUUCCUUAGGUCACAAAGAAUACCUCUCCUCUGGCCGAGCCCACAGACACUGCGGAUAAACUAAAUGACCCUGCUCCAACUGUGAAGGGUGUAGAGGUAAUUAUUGCUCAGAUUUCUUCUCCUUCAUCCACUAUCAUUUUUAUUAUGGCAACAUUACACCAUUUCUAGGGCAACAAAACAAAGCAUUUUAUGUAUUUGUUAUUGGUUUGUUUGAUUAUUAUUGGGUUUUUUUGUCCACAAUUGCACCAGUUUAUCUUGCUGCAAAUCAAUCUUUCUUUCCUAGUGUAUGCAUGUACUGUAUUUGAGUAAAUGGUAUUUCUAAGACAGAAAACUAUGAUCUGAUUUCUGUGAUUGAUAUCUGAAUUUGUUAAAGGGAGGGACAAUCCAGGCUAGAACGGAACCACAUUUGUACUGCAUUACAUAUAUGCAAAAUAUAAAAAUAGUUUUAAAUCAAAUCACUUACCUACUGAAGUUUUGGCAUUUGUAAAUCAGCAGGAGUUUCAGAUUCCAGCCCAAAAAUGGUACUAGUUGAUAGGAUUUAUUGAUUGAUGUCAAAGUAAAGACAAAUAAGUCAAUGGGACCUGAUGGAAUACACCCAAAGUUAUUAAAAGAGCUUAGAGGUGUACUAGCAAAACCAUUAACAGCUUUAUUUAACCAAUUAUUCUUAACAGGAGUAGUCCCAGAAGAUUGGAAGUUAGCGAAUGUUGUGCCCAUUCACAAGAAAGGAAGUAGGGAGGAGUCGGGCAACUAUAGGCCAGUAAGCCUUACUUCAGUAGUGGGGAAAGUAAUGGAAACCAUGUUAAAGGAUAGGAUUGUUGAACAUCUAAAAACACAUGGAUUUCAAGAUCAGAGACAACAUGGGUUUACUUCAGGGAGGUCAUGCCAAAUUAAUCUUUGAUUUUUUGAUUGGGUAACUAAAAUAAUAGAUCAGGGUGGUGCGGUAGACAUUGCUUACCUAGAUUUCAGUAAGGCUUUUGACACUGUUGCACAUAUCAAUAAACUGCAAUCUUUAAGUUUGGAUUCCAAUAUUGUUGAAUGGGUAAGGCAGUGGCUGAGUGACAGGCAACAGAGGGUUGUAGUCAAUGGAGUAUAUUCGAAGCUUGGGCUUGUCACCAGUGGGGUACCUCAGGGAUCUGUACUUGGACCCAUUCUCUUUAAUAUUUUUAUUAGUGAUAUUGCAGAAGGUCUUGAUGUCUUUUUGCUGAUGAUACUCUGAUAUGUAACAGGGUUGAUGUUCCAGGAGGGACAAGCCAAAUGGCAAAUGAUUUAGGUAAACUAGAAAAAUGGUCAGAGUUGUGACAACUGACAUUUAAUGUAGAUAAGUGCAAGAUAAUGCAUCUUGUUUUAAAUCAUGAGUUGUUGUUUGUACAAGUUUAUCAUAGCAUGUUGUAGCCUUAUAAUAUGUUACACGUUUCAUUUGGUAUCUAGCGCUCACCGCUCAAUGUUAUCUUAUAUGUACUCUGCACCGAACUAUGCAACACAUGUGGCUGGACAUUUAUACGGGCUAAUGGUCUUUCAAGACAAAACAAUCCUUUCAUAACGCACAGCCUGAUGUAGGCCUGUGUUAACGAUGCAGUUCUGGUAAAAGGAGAUACAUACUACCUCAUUAUUAAACAUGCUAUUAAAUAUUCUGUACUCAGUAGUAACGUGAACUAUAUCUCUUUUGUGGCCAAAGCGGUGCAUUUGUCUGGCAUUGUGUGGCCAUGGUAAAUCAUAUUUGUUAGCAUUAUGAUAAUGUUUCCUUAUUUGCACAAUAGGUAUGCUAUGAAGUAGAUAUACAGAUUUUUUUUUUUUAAUCUUUGUUUUGAUUGGGUUACUAAAAUAACAGAUCAGGGUGGUGCAGUAGACAUUGCUUACCUAGAUUUCAGUAAGGCUUUUGACACUGUUGCACAUAGAAGGCUUAUCAAUAAACUGCAAUCUUGUAAGUUUGGAUUCCAGUAUUGUUGAUUGAAUGGGUAAGGCAGUGGCUGAGUGAAAGGCAACAGAGGGUUGUAGUCAAUGGAGUAUGUUCGAAGCUUGGAAUUGUCACCAGUGGAGUAUCUCAGGGAUCCGUACUUCUAUUUAAUAUUUUUAUUAGUGAUAUUACAGAAGGUCUUGAUGGUAAGGUAUGUAUUUUUUUGCUGAUGAUACUAAGAUAUGUAACAAGGUUGAUGUUCCAGGAGGGAUAAGCCAAAUGGCAAAUGAUUUAGGUAAACUAGAAAAAUGGUCAGAGUUGUGGCAACUGACAUUUAAUGUGGAUAAGUGCAAGAUUAUGCAUCUUGGAUGUAAAAACCCAAUGGCAGAGUACAUAAUAUUUGAUAGAGUCCUAACCUCAACAUCUGAGGAAAGGGAUUUAGGGGUAAUUAUUUCUGAUGAGUUAUAGGCAGGCAGACAAUGUAAUAGAGUAGCAGGAAAUGCUAUCAGAAGGUGUGGUUGUAUAGGGAGAGGUAUUAGCAGUAGAAAGAGGGAAGUGCUCAUGCCAUUGUACAGAACACUAGUGAGACCUCACUUGAAGUAUUGUACGCAGUACUGGAGACCAUAUCUUCAGAAGGAUAUUGAUACUUUAGAGAGAAUUCAGAGAAGGGCUAUUAAACUGGUUCAUGGAUUGCAGGAUAAAACUUACAUGGAAAGAUUAAAGGAACUUAACAUGUGUAGCUUGGAGGAAAGACAAGACGUAGGCAUAUGAUAGAAACAUUUAAAUAGAUAAAGGGAUUCAACACAGUAAAGUAUAUUUAAAAGAAUAAAAACUACAACAACAAGAGGACAUAGUCUUAAAUUAGAAGAGCAAAGGUUUAAAAAUAAUAUCAGGAAGUAUUAUUUUACUUAGAGGGUAGUGGAUGCAUGGAAUAGCCUUCCAGCUGAAGUGGUAGAGGUUAACACAGUAAAGGAGUUUAAGCAUGCGUGGUAUAGGCAUAAGGCUAGCCUAGCUAUAAGAUAAGGCCAGGUACUAAUGAAAGUAUUUUGAAAAUUGGGCAGACUAGAUGGACCGAAGGGUUCUUAUCUGCCGUCUCAUUCUAUGUUUCUAUAAAAGUUCCCAUUAUCGUUAAUGGGUAAAUGCUUGUUCAACAAAAGCUUUGGGUUAUGCAAUUAGCAAUUCCUUUCAUAGAAAACUUUAAAUGGAACUGCAAUCCAUGCUGCCUCCGUGUUGCUGAUUGGAAGUAAAGAUAUGGCCGCUGUCUGGUUACAGAAAGCUAUUAUGAAGCAACCCUGACUUGUGCAGACUUGCUUGUCUUGCUUGAGGCCUGCAGGCACAUGCUAUCCAAGCACUUACAUAGUCAUACGGCAGGGGUAGGCAACCUUUGGCACACCAGAUGUUGUGGACUAAAUCUACGGUGCAUUAGGGGAAAUGCAGUCCACAACAUCUAGAGCGCUGAAGGUUACCCAUGCCUGUUACGUCUUCUUGUGAUAAUUGGGGGGGAGGGGGAGGGGCAUAACCAAUGCAUGGAGUAUGUAUGGCGCUUUGUUAAAUUUUUUUGGGUAACUCUUUUUUUUUUUUUUUUUUUUUAAACAUUUCUACAGGGUGAAGACCUUUCGGUAAAACCUCCCUUAAGUAAAGCUGUUGAUCAGUCAAAAGAAAAAGUAAGUAAAGCAAACUGAGUUUCCACUAUGACCUGUCAAAAUAUGUUUUUUUUUUCCUUUGUUUUCAGUGGUUAUUACCUGUCACUUUUGUGCAUAACCAGGAAAAAUAUUAUUUUAUAUUUAAUAUGUAUUCUAACAUUCUGCACAGUAUUCCGCCCUAACGGCUUUUAAGCCCACAUUGUGCUGGGCACAUAGUAUGCCGUAACAACAUUAAAGUGCUACUGUUGUCUUUGGUGCUACCUUCUUUCCUCAGCAGCUCCUGACAACCUUGCCAAGAUUUACUAAACUUCAUGUGUUCCUGUGUGAUUUUCUCACAGGAGUGAAAAUACAAAAUGGUCCCGCAUGGUAGAUCUUAAAAUAAUAUGUGUAGCUGUUCCUUCAGUAAAUUAUUCUGACCUAAAUAGAUGGCCUACCAAUUUUGAGUACAAUUUUUAAAUAUUAUGGAUAAAAAAAACAAAAAAAAACUAACACAAUUAAGUCAAAGUUGACAUUUUUUUUUAUUUGUUUGUAUGUAUGUUUUUUUUUUGUUUUUUUUUGUAGGGGUGGUUUAAAGGGAUACUAUAAGCAUUACAACAACUUUAGUUAUUGAUGCAGUUUUAGUGUAUAGAUCAUGCCCAUGCAGUCUCACUGCUCAAUUCUCUGUCAUUUAGGAGUUAAAUCACCUGUUUCUGUCCAUGCAGGCUUAGCCUGGGUGACUCACACAGCCUGCAUGAGAAAAAUAAUUUAAUUUUCAAUCAAUUGUUAACUUUCUUUAGAAGUUUUUAUCUCCUGUUAUGUAAUUUAAACUUUAAUCACACACCGGAUAGACCUACUAACUGACCAGGAUUAAAGAUUAGCAGCUAUCGUGAAAGUUGACAUUGUAAAACUGGUCAUUAUGUUUUAUUAUUCAUGAUUUAUUUUAAUUUUCUUGAGUUAUCUUGAUUACACAUUUUUCUUCCAGAAGGCUAAAGCCAGUGCUAACGGGGUGUAGGUUCAAUGUGUGGCUGGAAUCACAACAUAUCCAAAGAUCUGGCUGUUCAUACUUUGGAACCAAAUCACCAAGAGGAAAUGCAUUCUUACAUCUUCUCUCCAAUAAAUCCUCCUGCAAAAUAUGCCUUGUAACAGAUCUACUUCAACUAAUGACCACUACGGUAAAAAGUGUUUAGAGGAUUGUGACAUUUUCAGUGGAGCUGCCUUUGUUCCUCUAUUUAAAGGUGCUGAGUAUUGCUAUACAGUUUGGACUACUAGCAGUGAACUCACUGUGAUUUAUCUAACAUGGAUUUCUCUCUCUAUUUAAAGUCCAGUGCACCAAGUAGAAAGGUUUUUGUUUGACACUGUGUACUUCCAAACCUGUAUGGACAAUGGGAAUAUGAUAAACUGUAUAGUGAUCAAAAUAUUUUGUGUACAGAGUCUGGUUGCAUAUUUGGGCAGCAUGUUUAUUUUUAUAAAAUGUUUAAAGUCAAUCAAAACCCUAGCCAUUUCCAAACACAUGAAGUAGAAGCUGCUUUUAUGUAAAUGAACUCUUUAUAUUUGUCUUAACUUAUACUUUAUGUAAAUAUGUACAUAUGUUUUUAGAUCAUGGAAGUUUAGAACAUUGUACAUUUUACACUGAUUUGAUAUUCUUGUAUGAACAGUGUUCCUAACGUCUGUUAUAGCACCUUAAAUAUAAAAUUCCUUUAUUUCCUUACUAUCUUCAAAUUAGCUUGUGUAUGACUCCACCAUUUAAAAAUAAGCUAACAUUUCCAGUCCCAUGCCAGAAGCACCUAUUUGGACGAAUUGCACAGCUGAUGGUAAAUGUUAUUGGAAUACAAUGUUUGCCUUUUAUUUGGAAAUGGAUCAGGCAUAACAACGUUCAUCCAUUCAGUACAAUAACCAUUGUUCUUAUCAGAACUUGUAUCAAAUCUGUGGUGUUUGUGCUUUUUUUGGUAAUAAAAUAAUUUACCAUUUUGUUUGGAUUUAUCCAUUUAAAGAGAUUGCUGUGUAAAUAAAUACAGACUAAUCUCAUUA